AUGGAGAUCGCGUUGGUGACUCUGGAGAACGGCGGCGCCACGGCCAUCGUGGGCGGCGAGGAUGCCGCGGCCGGCGGCAGCGGUAGCGGUAGCGGUGGCGGCGGCAGCAUCCGUGUCCGGCGGAGGGGCGACUUGCAUAUCGUGGGCUCCGGCGGGCCGCGGCUGAGCGACGGCAUGGAGGGCGUCCCGUCGUCAUCGCCGCCGUCUCCUCCACCACCACCGGCGGACGAGGACCAAGACCGGGAGCAGCCACCACCGGCUCCCCGGGAAGACGGCGGCGAGAGGCGCGGCAGCGGCAGCACAGGCAGCCCCAAGGGCCAGGAGGCAGCGUGCGGAGUCGCCCCGCCGCCCCCUCAACAACCGCCGCCACAACCGCCGCCCCGACAACCGCCUCCCAAACCGCCGCCCCGCGCCCCGCGCCCCACCGCGGCGGUGGACAUGGGCCCUGCGGAGGAAGGGGGGCACCGCCGAGGCAUGGCCAUGGCGGCAUCAGGCGAGGAGGAGGAUGAGGCGGCGGCGGCGACGAACCGCGGUGCCAUGCACCACCAGCGGGUGUUGAUCAACAUCUCCGGGCUGCGCUUCGAGACCCUGCUGGGCACCCUCAACCAGUUCCCUGACACGCUGCUGGGGGACCCAGACAAGCGCAUGCGCUACUUCGACCCGCUCCGCAACGAGUACUUCUUCGACCGCAACCGACCCAGCUUCGACGGCAUCCUCUACUUCUACCAGUCCGGGGGCAAGCUCCGGCGACCUGUCAACGUCUCCAUCGAUGUGUUCACCGAUGAGAUCCGUUUCUACCAGUUGGGCGAGGAGGCCAUGGAGCGCUUCCGGGAGGACGAGGGCUUCAUCAAAGAGGAGGAGAAGCCCCUGCCCCGCAAUGAGUUCCAGCGCCAGGUCUGGCUCAUAUUUGAGUACCCUGAGAGCUCCAGUUCAGCCCGGGCCAUUGCCAUUGUCUCCGUGCUGGUCAUCCUCAUCUCUAUCAUCACCUUCUGCUUGGAGACCCUGCCGGAAUUCAGGGAUGAGAGGGAGAUGCCCGUGCCCUUGCCCACACAAAGUGGAGGUCUGAAUGGCACGACUGGGAACUCCUCACCCAUGAAGCCACCCAGUAGCCUUGCUGACCCCUUCUUCAUCAUUGAGACCACCUGUGUGAUCUGGUUCACCUUUGAGCUCCUUGUCCGCUUCUUCGCCUGCCCCAGCAAGCCCGAGUUCUCACGCAACAUCAUGAACAUCAUUGACAUUGUGGCCAUCAUUCCCUACUUCAUCACCCUGGGCACCGAGCUGGCCCAUGAGCAGCAGCAGCCCGGGGCUGGCAGUAGCAAUGGGGGUGGAGGCCAGCAGCAAGCCAUGUCCCUGGCCAUCCUCAGAGUCAUUCGCCUGGUCAGGGUCUUCAGGAUCUUCAAGCUCUCCAGGCACUCCAAGGGGCUGCAGAUCUUGGGACAGACUUUGAAAGCUAGCAUGAGGGAGCUGGGCCUCCUCAUCUUCUUCCUCUUCAUUGGGGUGAUCCUCUUCUCCAGUGCUGUUUACUUUGCUGAGGCAGAUGACCCUGAGUCUCACUUCUCCAGCAUCCCUGACGCUUUCUGGUGGGCAGUGGUAACCAUGACCACUGUGGGCUAUGGGGAUAUGCGACCUGUCACUGUGGGGGGCAAGAUUGUGGGUUCCCUGUGUGCCAUUGCAGGUGUGCUCACCAUUGCCCUGCCUGUCCCUGUCAUUGUGUCCAACUUCAACUACUUCUACCACCGAGAGACUGAUCACGAAGAGCAAGCUAUCCUCAAAGAUGAACACAGCAGUGGUCAGGGCAGUACAGCAGGCGGAGAUGCAAAGAGAAAAUCCAGUAGAAACUCUCUGAACAAAUCUGUUGUGCACUUGGAAAACAGUGAGGGGCUCAACAAUGACACCAGCUCCUUAGAGAAAGCCAAUAUCAAAGCGAAAAGUAACGUAGACCUCAGAAAAUCCCUCUAUGCUCUCUGUCUGGACACCAACAGGGAAACAGACUUGUAA
Messenger RNA from Indicator indicator, 1998 nucleotides. RefSeq names its product potassium voltage-gated channel subfamily A member 5-like. The transcript has a single exon. NCBI's taxonomy places the organism in Eukaryota, Metazoa, Chordata, Aves, Piciformes, Indicatoridae. Gene Ontology annotation, cellular component: voltage-gated potassium channel complex; membrane. The coding region runs from base 1 to 1998 and encodes 665 amino acids. The record is from RefSeq and is a predicted model, not a curated record. Gene Ontology annotation, molecular function: delayed rectifier potassium channel activity; protein binding. Gene Ontology annotation, biological process: protein homooligomerization; potassium ion transmembrane transport.